AGUGCGUCAGACAGUGUGAGUUAAUUUCAAGAUUUUUUUUGGGAGAGAUUUCCUUGACUAAGAUGAAAACGUUACUGACUGUCAUGAUCUUAGUAUCAAUAUCUCAUGCGCUUCUCAUUUGGGUAAUUGUUUAUAUGUCUUUCAGAUAUCACAGCCAGAUUUAAAAUAAAAUGCUUUAUCGGUUAGCACUUGUAGUAGUUUACUGUUGUAAAUAAGAAAAUUUUUGCUUUAAUCUUAAAAUAAAUAUGCAGUAUAUUUUAUUUUAUUUUUUAAUAGAAAAAAAGAUUUUAUUCAACUGUCUUUGAACUGUUUAAAAUUCUUUUAUUCGGCUUUUUUAAAACAUUUUUUUUGACGAGACAUAAUAAAUAAUCAUAUUCUUCGUACUGACUUAAUUUAGUUCAGCUUAACGUUAAAUCGUAAUAGACCUGAGUUGUAAAUUGUACAGCUAACACAUCAAGCUUUCCUAUCUAUAAAAUGUUUUCCAUCAAUCACAAUGUUAAAUAACCAAGGUGAUAUACGCAGUUCACAUACAUGAGUACUUAGGUGUUUUUUAAUGAGUCAUAUUUGAAUACGGAACGCUUGUCCAUUAUAUGUGUUGUGGUCCUAAAGUUAUUUAAGCUUUUCCAUGCUUUGCGCUUUCUUUGGUCGCGAUUUGAAAGCUCACUUUCUAAAACAGGUAUCACAACAAUUAGUCUGCUUCACCAGCUAGUGCGAUUCAAAUCGAUUUUUUUGCUAUUAGCUCCGGUCGAUGUCAAUGGAUUUGAGGAGCAAUUUUUGAGGAGCAGUUUUAUGUCCAACCAGGUGUUGAAAUUUGACCGUAAAUUACUUACGGUAGAAAUGAAUAAUGCUUUCUCGCCACAUAUCAACCCAUUUCAUUUUUCUUUUGAUAAGAGCCUGGUGAUGUUCAGAAAGUAAGCACAUUGUAGGACUUUCAUAUCAGGCACUUUGUGCUGCCAAAGUAUUACAAAAUGCUUAAAGAAAAACAGCUGAUGUCGAGCUUAUUUAGUUUUCUAGCAUGUCUUCUGUACACAUCACAUGAAUCGCUUGCAUGUAGGAGAUUAAUAUAUACAAUCGACUUAUGUAAAUUCAGCAUUGUUAUAAGACAUAGACCCAACAUAAUAUUAACCAAGCUAUUACAUUCCUUGUCAGAGUGGCUCGAAAAGGUUCAUCAAUUGGAGGAUUGACCGGCAGGCUGACAGAAAAGAACAAGACACUGACCUGUCCAAUGAAGUUUAUGACGUCAUUACGGACACGCUGACAAAAGCAAGGGAGGGUAAUAAUAAGGCUGAACUAAUUUCAAUUUGUUAAAAUCUUAACUUUAGCUUUAUUUGGUUAGGCAAUGUUUUACAAAUGCUUUAUGAAGAAACAGAAACAUUGCUACAAUGGUUUCGAUUUAAAAAUAAAAAGCAAACUAUUAAAAAUUUAGGGGGUGCUUAAAAUAUGAUAUAUAUGUGCUCUUAUUGACCUACAGGUAUGAAUGCAACAGAUCUUUUCACAGCGUCUGAAACAGUUUCUUCUCUAGCUGAUGCUCACAGGAAGGAAGGUAAUCAGCUCUAGGAAAUGAGUUCACAAACCGUGUAUUUCCAUUUAUCUAUUUCAAAUUCGUCUGACUUUGGGUCUUUCUUUAACAUGAUACAUUCUUUAUUUAAUGGACUUUAGAAAAAAGUAACGUUAAAACUAAACGUAUAUAUUUUUUUUUAAAUAGGUAAGCUAUUUUCUAUCAACAUAUCAAUUCUCCCGCCAUCCCCCAUUUCCCCGCUAAAAUCUUGACCACAGUUCCAGCUGAAGAGAUUGAUGACCUCAUUAAAAAGAUAUCCACAUGAUUCGAUGGUGCCAAGACUGUGUCUGCCUUAUUCGAUGGUAGUUUUCAUUUUUUUAAAUAUCUUCAUAUUAAAUUUAUAAAACAUAAUUUCGUCACGAAAUAACGAAAAGGAAAGAUCUUUAUGUGUGUUAUUCCAUUUUAAGAUACACAUGAUUCCUAAUUUACAUAGCUCAUAUAAGAAAAAAAGAAAGGAAUAAAGGGCCACUCGCAACGAAAGGAAUGGUUUUAAAAGUUUUUACCCCCCCUCCAGUAAUCCCUCUCGAUAAAGAUGGAUAUAUGUGUCAUGUUUAAUCAAUAUCCUCCAGUCCAUGUUAAUACGUAUACGGAACAAACAAACUCAUUAGUUUAAACUUUUAUACAUAUUUAUGAUAUGACAUAAUGAUUAACUUCACAUAUUUACAUUCCGCAUAGAAUUACACAUUUUAACAUUUUAGAAUAAAUAGUUUUAAAACAAUUACUUUUUGCAUAAAGGAAUGAAAUUUACUCAUUAUAUUUUCAUAUUAUGCAUACAUUUUUUCGAUGUUUAAAUCCAUACCUUUGUUCAGACAUUGUAAGGCGUGGACAGAGUCUUGAAGCACUGCUUACAAUUUUUAUCUGCCAUCAGUUGUUAAGAAUAAGUAAGAAAUAAUUUCUUUUUAGAUUUUAACUUUUCUUUAUCAAUGACUGUUAAGAUCCUCUGAACUUUGAGAAGAGUAAGUUGGACUCUGCCUUAAUCCUGUGGGGUGGACUUGUGCAGAAAGGGAAACUACUCAUUGGUGAGUUACAAUUGUUGCCUCUAUGGAGGUUAACAUCUAGUAUAGCUAUUCUGGACGGAACUGAACUAUUAUAUUGCACUAUGCUUGGUGAAUUUUGUUACAUAUUUUAAAAAUAAGUUUGUAACAGAAAUGUUCUUUGCCUGUUCUUAGCACAAAAAGAAAUUAUUCAAUUAAAUUUGUGACGAUUAUUUUGUUUUGUGAUCGCGUGGCAUGCACGAUAAUGAAAUCAAUCCAAAUAUUUAUUUAUGUUUAAAAAUUAUCAUACAUUUUAAAGAUUGCGAAACUCAAACUAAAUAAAAAAGAUACGAUAAUAUUGGUUUUUUUAUUGAUCCAAAUAAAUAGAUUUUUAAAAAAAUUACAUUGCAAACAUUCAUUUUCAGCUGAUAAAUAAAUAUACAUUUAACCAAGACAAUCUUUUUUUAAAAUUAUAACAAUUUAAAAAGUAGAUAUCUAAAGUAUUUCUCUAGCCUAGAAAUCAGCCAUCAGCCAUACGGUGCUGGGGGCCGAGCGGUCUAUCAAUCCAAUUAGCUGGUGGUCUGAAGGGCAAUCCGCAGCAAAGCCAAGACCAGCAACAACAACAACAAAAACAACAUCCCAAGCACCCCCGGUGGAUGAGACUCCCAACCCUUGGACGGCAACACAUCUUUUUAAAGACAAACUCUGAGUUCAAACCAGUGGCCAGAGUGACCAAUAAAUGGAUUGUGGGCCCUCAAAUAUAGAAACAAAUAAUAACUCCUCCACAGACAAUUAAGACUUCUAAUUUAGGGAUCAUUUAGAUUUGACUUAUUAUUUUUCUUUAGGUUUUUUCAUAUUAAAUUUAGCUCAUAUUUUCAACAACUAUUUUGUAACGUCAAAGAAGUAUGUUAUUUAAACUUAAUAUUAACUAAAAAUAUGUAUAAAACGCUUCCUUUUUAGUUACCAGUAGGUGGAUGUGGACAUGAUGUGCUCAAAAUAUUACGAUUUUAAAUACCUUAGUACUUUUACAUUACAAUAAUAGCAUUCUUAAAUUUACAGUGAAUAUUCGUAAUUCUCCUAAUCUAAAUUAUUAUCUCAGAUUAAGUUUGUCUUCCAUUCUAAUGUUAUGAUUUCAUAAUCUUUACCGGAUCUUAGGACGAAAAUAUUUCCCGAUGUAAAAUUUUACAACAGUUUAUUUAAAAGGACACUUGAUUGAACGGAUAUUUUGAAUGGACGUUUGUUCGAAUUGGUAAAUUACUAUUCAGCACCUUCCCUUAAAAGAGAGUUUUAAAAUGAAUAUAAAGAGCUCUCCGUUUCACAAAUGAAAUUAAAAAGAAACCAGUAAGAAAAAUGAACGUUCGGAACAAAAAUAAUUAUGUUAGAAAUAAAUUUCACUUUCAAUAAAUUUUCAAAGAAAAAUUUCCCCUUCAAACACACAACUGUCGUACAUAUUUCAAGAUAAGGUUAACAAUAAUCUAUUUGUAUGUUCUAACUACUACAGCUGAAGGCAAACCAGAUGACGGUGUACUAGGAGCUAUCUCUAAGACAGCCAAGGCAAUCUCGACGAUAAUAAAGGACAUAGGUAUGUGAUAUCAAAGUAUGAAAACAUUGUAGUCAAAAUAUCACAUGUUCAUUGUAUUUUUGUUCAGAAGUCAAUUGCCUUUGGUGUCAUAUGCAUUAAAUUUAAUUUAGUCUAUUGAACUUUAUUAAAUAAUAAUAAUGUAACAAUAAAACUACCUAUUUCAAUAUAUGCAUAUAUAUCAUAUAUAUAUAUAUAUAUAUAUAUAUAUAUAUAUCAAAACAAAAAAUAUUAGUGUCUAAUAAUGUUAUACUGAAACAUGCUUAUCGUCAACAGGUGAAAUUAUAACUUAUGUUGAACGUUUUCCGCAAAGAGGUAAACAAGUUAUAUUUUUAAAAAAUAUUUGAAAGAAAAUUAAUUAUAUUGUUUAAGGAAAUAAACUAUUUUU
Lymnaea stagnalis (great pond snail) is the source of this 4499-nucleotide messenger RNA. The record is from the annotation of a GenBank genome assembly. Lineage: Eukaryota; Metazoa; Mollusca; Gastropoda; Lymnaeidae.